Fusarium fujikuroi IMI 58289 is the source of this 1350-nucleotide messenger RNA. RefSeq lists its product as uncharacterized. The record is from RefSeq and is a predicted model, not a curated record. The coding region runs from base 1 to 1350 and encodes 449 amino acids. The transcript is spliced from 2 exons. Lineage: Eukaryota; Fungi; Ascomycota; Sordariomycetes; Hypocreales; Nectriaceae.
AUGGCAGCCGCUGGUCAGGUCGCUGGCACCGUCGCCAAGAUCGCCAUCAGUUUGAUCGAAAAAGAACAGGCGGAGCAAGCCGCCGAUGAGCGCCAGAAUCAGAUAAUGAGAGCCUUGAACAAUAUACAAGGCACGCUCCAGACCAUCCAAGUUCAACAAGAGCAGCUGGCGGAUAUCGGGAUGCUGCACUCCUCCCUCCAAGUAAUUGAGACCUGGCAGGAUGGGUAUCCUACUGCCGUCCAAAACAAUGAUACAGAGCAGAUAAAGAGCUAUAUUCAAGCCUUUAAUAGCAAGGGUGCGGAAGGUGCUGCGUAUAAUGUCCAGAAUAUCUUCAAUGUUUUAACUGGGCAGGGUGAAGCAGCUUCUGGAGAGUCUGGAGCAACCCCUCUCGUUCAAAUAUGGCAUGACCAAAGCUAUGAGAAGAUGUACUCCCAGGAUGCGCUCAUUCUUCAGCAAUACCUUGUUGACUUUGACAAUGCACUCGCUUGGGCGUUCGCCACGGCGGGCUUUGCUUUGACAUGUCAGAUAAUCGCGUUACAAGACAAGAACAUGACACAUGAAGAGAUCCAAAAUGAAGUUGACCAGAUCACGAGUCAAUUUACUGCCAAUGUAAACGGGGUCUUCGAUACGGCGUAUGAACAAUUUCCGGCAUUUGUCAAGAAAUUCAAGCUGAGCUACCAGGACCAAGGCUCGAACCUGACCAAUUGGUUCAGAAUGUGGCGUAAUAAUAGCCACAUCAAGAACUACACGCCUAUAGCAGGCGGGCCACAUGUGUUAAGUCCAUUUAAUGACUUCCCCAACUCUCUUUCCCUUGCGCAGGCUUACGAGCUCUACCCAGCGCCAUGUGACGACGCUGAAGGUAUCUACCCUGAGGUAGAGUUCAGAUUCGACGAGACAGCCCACCCGCUAUACGGUCUCGCGACAAUCUACUCGCGAGAUGGCGAUCUACCUCUCCAGGCGUACAAUAUUGAAGGGCGCAUGGGCUUGACGACGACGGCGGAUCCAAGUUAUUGGGGUCUAGGGCCUGACGCCACCGGACUUAUAAACAUCACCUUCAAUGUAUUGCCCGUGAGCACCAAGUAUUCGAAAACUGAUGCUCCUGCGUUCGUCCUUUUGUUAAACAAAGGUGCCAAUAUCGAUACCCAAGGAUGGCCUUGGGAUAUCGGGAGCGCUUCUCCUCUCGAGUAUUGGAUCUUACGCGACGAUGGAACUAUACAGUCCCCAUGGGUGAGAACAGAUGGUGGCCCGACGCUGCCUCCUCUCCAGCAGCCAACGGCGCCUGGUCCUAAUCCAGUUGAUGAUGGGCAAAACCAGUCGCAGUGGACACCUGACCAGUUUGUUCAAAACUAG